Strongylus vulgaris is the source of this 414-nucleotide messenger RNA. The record is from the annotation of a GenBank genome assembly. Lineage: Eukaryota; Metazoa; Nematoda; Chromadorea; Rhabditida; Strongylidae.
AUGUACGUACAUAAUCAUAAUGUUCAUACUAAUAAUCACAACUGCUCAGGAGAGGAGUGGAGUAGUCAUGCUAGAGCUACAUCAUCUCUUUUCUUUUGCUUCAGCUUCGUAUCUACGCCCAUUUGCUGUCCGAGCAGGUCCAGCAUUCUCACUGGAAUGUACGUACAUAAUCAUAAUGUUCACACUAAUAAUCACAACUGCUCAGGAGAGGAGUGGAGGUAUGGAAAUAUGAGACUUUUAACUGAAUCGUGGAAUUACGCUCCGAAUCCCGACAAGCAAUGGCUACUGCAGCGUACGGGAAAGAUGGAACCUGUGCAUGUUGCGUUCACAGAUUUGCUGCAUAGACGUCGUAUGCAGACAUUGCAAAGCGUUGAUGAAGGAGUACAUCAUGUAAGAAAUCUUACUCUACCUUGA